AUGCCGCCUAGUAAUCCUUUGCCACCCAAAGAAAAUGCGCUUUUUAAAAGAAUUUUGCGCUGUUACGAACAUAAACAAUACAAAAAUGGGUUGAAGUUUGCCAAGCAAAUAUUGUCUAACCCUAAAUUCGCAGAGCAUGGAGAAACAUUGGCUAUGAAAGGACUAACUCUGAACUGCCUGGGUCGCAAAGAUGAAGCUUAUGAGUAUGUACGCAGAGGACUCCGCAAUGACCUCAAGUCUCCGGUGUGCUGGCAUGUGUACGGUUUGCUCCAGCGUUCUGACAAGAAGUAUGAUGAAGCUAUCAAAUGUUACCGAAAUGCUCUCAAGUGGGAGAAGGAGAACAUUCAGAUUCUCCGUGACUUGUCAUUGUUACAAAUUCAAAUGCGUGACUUGGAAGGGUACAAAGAUACCCGUUACCAGUUGUUCAUGCUCAGACCUACACAGAGAGCGUCCUGGAUUGGUUUCGCGAUGAGCUACCAUCUGCUUGGUGACUAUGAGAUGGCAAUCAGCAUCUUAGAUGCUUUCCGUACAAAUCAGAUGAAGGGAACUGAUGAUUAUGAGCAUUCAGAACUGCUGUUGUACCAGAAUAUGGUGCUUGCGGAGUCUGGACAGUAUGAAAGGGCUUUGCAGCAUUUACAAAAGUUCUCAUCUCAAAUCCUUGAUAAGUUAUCUAUUAAGGAAACCUCUGGCGAAUAUUAUUUGAAGUUGAAGAGAUUUAAGGAGGCAGAAUCAGUUUAUGAAGACUUACUCAAGAGAAACCCUGAAAAUGUGAUGUAUUAUCAAAAGUUAAUAGAAGCUAAACAACUUGUUGAUCCUGAUGAAAAAGUGGCCUUCUUUGAAGUUUAUAAGAAAGAAUUUCCCAGAGCGAUAGCGCCGCGUCGGCUACAGUUGACCGAGGCGCUUGCGCAGCCUGUGUUCGAGAAACUAGUUGAUGAGUACCUUAGGCAUGGACUACAUAAAGGAAUACCCCCGCUAUUUGUUGAUCUCAGGUCGUUAUACGCAGUUGAAAACAAAGCAGAAACAAUAGAGAAAUUAAUACUCCAAUAUUUGGAGAAUCUUGCGAAAAAUGGUACUUUUGGUCCGGACCCAAGUGAAGUGAAGCAGCCAGCUAGUGCAUUAUUGUGGGCGUAUUACUACGCCGCGCAACACUUUGAUUACAAGAAGGACACGGACAGGGCACUCCAAUAUAUUGAUGCAGCUAUCGACCACACACCCACCCUCAUAGAAUUAUUUAUUGUUAAAGGAAGAAUUUAUAAGCAUGCUGGUGACCCAGUGUCGGCGUACCAGUGGUUGGAAGAAGCCCAGGCGAUGGACACGGCGGACCGGUACGUGAACAGCAAGUGCGCCAGGUACAUGCUGCGCGCCGGACACGUCAAGCGGGCUGAGGAUAUGUGCGCCAAGUUCACUAGAGAAGGAGUCCCAGCGACAGAGAACCUGAACGAGAUGCAGUGCAUGUGGUUCCAGACGGAGGCGGCGGCCGCGUACAAGCGCCUGCAGCAGUGGGGAGAGGCACUCAAAAAGGCGCACGAAGUCGAUAGGCAUUUCUCUGAGAUAAUGGAGGAUCAGUUCGACUUCCAUUCUUACUGCAUGCGCAAGAUGACGCUCCGGUCGUACGUAGGCUUGCUUCGGCUGGAGGACGUGUUGAGGGCGCAUCCGUUCUACUUCCGCGCGGCGAAGGUCGCCGUCGAAGUCUACUUGAGGCUCGACCAGCAUCCGCUGCAGGACGCGCCACAGACUGCUGAACCAGAUACAGAUAACUCACGACUGCUUUAUUUGCCAUUCCUGUUGGGAGUUGAUAAAUCACGAACCCAAUCAAGAUGUUACCCGUCAGCAACUUGGCCAUCGAAAUGUGUGUGCUGGAUGUGGGAGAUCCAUAUUGAGAAUAAGAAGCAGAUUGGUACUAAGACCAGAAAUGUCUGA
Spodoptera exigua (beet armyworm) is the source of this 1920-nucleotide messenger RNA. NCBI's taxonomy places the organism in Eukaryota, Metazoa, Arthropoda, Insecta, Lepidoptera, Noctuidae. The record is from the annotation of a GenBank genome assembly.